AUGGAACCAGCUAGUCUCUGGACAGCAUUUGAAGUGGAGCAGGAGUUUCACUGGAGGCUGCAGAACCUCUUGACCCUACAGGAUGAGCUGGUAUCAGAGGUAAGACUAUGUACCAGUUAUCCCAGCAGAAGAGCUGGCACCCUCCCCUUUCCCUUUGUCCAGGGCCUGAAUACCCACAGGCCAACCAUGCAGAAGUGCUGGCAACAGGGAAGAGCGCAGCUGGCCUCUGCCCUCCCCCUGUCCUCAUUCCAGGACCGGACGACCCUCUGACUUACUCAGCGGUAACGCUAAGGCUAAGGGGCAGAGCGCCACUGGCCUCUGCCCCCCAAUUACUCACAACUCCAUGCCUGGGAGCACAAGGGAGCGCCGCUGGCCUCUGCCCCCCAAUUACUCACAACUCCAUGCCUGGGAGCACAAGGGAGGUCAGGGGUGAAGGACACCCACUCAGCAACCUGGUACAUACAGUACAGAGCUGGACACCAGAGGCCACCAGGUCAAGUAGUUGUGCAUGGGUGGGCUACUCGACUAACUCAGGUGCCGACCGACAGAAGGUCAGGUACCUGGUUAGUCUUCCCUUGGGGAGGAAGAAAUGUGACGAACUGAACCUCAUCACGGAUGCUUGGAGGGGCCUGCUGGCCAGCCUCUUGCCAAAAGACUACAGGCCAAAUCAAUGACUGUAAAGAUCCCCUAGCUCUCCUGGCUCGGCACUUUCCAUAGAACCAAAGGCUAGCUCCUUGGCGGCCGUUCGCAUUGACCAAAACCACGAAUAGACUUCAGGGGGACUUAGCCGCGAAUGCCCUGGAACUAUUUUCAGCAUGAAGACUUUACGGUUCCCAGUCGGUUCCCCACCGGCACUUAGCCACGAUUCUAUGAAACUAUUUUCUGCAUGAAGACUUCGCAGUUCCCAGUCGGUCGCCAGCGGUACUUAGCCGCGAUUCUAUGGAACCGUUUUGGGCAUGGGACCAUAUGUGCGGUCGGUAGAGUUGAGCAAACCCGGACUGUAAAGAUUAGGUUCGUACCAAACAUUACGUUUUUUGGAACACGGACCCGAACACGGACAUAUCACUGUAUAUUCGAGUUGGAGUUCGGUAUUCGGCGAUUUAAUGGUGAGUUUUGAAAGGCUGCACGGCAGCCAAUCAACAAGUGUUUGACUCGUGUGCCCUUAGAAGCCAUCACAGCCAUGCCUACUAAUGGCAUGGCUGUGAUUGGCCAGUGCAGCAUGUGACCCAGCCUCUAUAUAUCAGCUGGAGUCACAUAGCGCCGCACGCAGAGGUCUUAUUAGUGUAGAGGAUGCUGCCACUGUGAGGGACAGCUUAGGAAAAAUUUUGGGUGCUAAACUGCUAAAUAGUAUUUUAGUGGGGUGCACUUCAUAUCUGAGAGUCAAAUAGAAGCAUCAGCACAGUUGUAAACAUUCUAAUUGUUUUGGUGCUAAACUGCUAAAUAGUACAUUUUGGGGCCUGCUCUUCAUAUCUGAGAGUCAAAUCGAAGCGUCUAAUAGUGUGCUUACAGCGCAGUGGUAAACAUUCUAAUUGUUUUUCUGCUAAUCUGCUAAAUAGUACAUUUUGGGGCCUGCUCUUCAUAUCUGAGAGUCAAAUCGAAGCGUCUAAUAGUGUGCUUACAGCGCAGUGGUAAACAUUCUAAUUGUUUUGCUGCUAAUCUGCUAAAUAGUACAUUUUGGGGCCUGGUCUUCAUAUCUGAGAGUCAAACAGAAGCGUUUUAUAGUGCACUUACAGCUCACUUGUAAACAUUGUAAUUGUUUUGCUGCUAAUCUGCUAAAUAGUACAUUUUGGGGCUUGCUCUUCAUAUCUGAGAGUCAAAUCAAAGUGUCUAAUAGUGUGCUUACAGUGCAGUUGUAAAAAUUCUAAUUUUCUGGGUGCUAAUCUGCUAAAUAGUACAUUUUGGGGCAUGCACUUCAUAUCUGAGAGUCAAAUAGAAGCACCUUGUAGUGUGCUUACAGUUCAGUGGUAAACAUUCUAAUUGUUUUGCUGCUAAUCUGCUAAAUAGUAAAUUUUGGGGCCUGCUCUUCAUAUCUGAGAGUCAAAUAGAAGCGCCUUAUAGUAUGCUUACAGUGCAGUGGUAAACAUUCUAAUUGUUUUGCUGCUAAUCUGCUAAAUAGUACAUUUUGGGGCCUGCUCUUCAUUUCUGAGAGUCAAAUAGAAGCAUCUAAUAGUGUGCUUACAGCGCAGUUGUAAAAAUUCUAAUUUUAUGGGUGCUAAUCUGCUAAAUAGUAAAUUUUGGGGCCUGCUCUUGAUAUCUGAGAGUCAAAUAGAAGCAUCAAAUACUGCUGUCACAUUGCAGUUUUCAAAAUUAAUUUUUUUUUGGGUGCUAAAAAGUACAUUAGUGGGGUUCACUUCAUAUCUGAGAGUCAAAUAGAAGCGUCAAAUACUGCUGUCACAUUGCAGUUUUAAAACUUAAAAUUUUUUGGGUGCUAAACUGCUAAAUAGUAUUUUAGUGGUGUGCACUUCAUAUCUGAGAGUCAAAUAGAAACGUCUAAUAGUGUGCUUACAGCGCAGUGGUAAACAUUCUUAUUUUCUGGGUGCUAAUCUGCUAAAUAGUACAUUUUGGGGCCUGCUCUUCAUAUCUGAGAGUCAAAUCGAAGCGUCUAAUAGUGUGCUUACAGCGCAGUUGUAAACAUUCUAAUUGUUUUGGUGCUAAACUGCUAAAUAGUACAUUUUGGGGCCUGCACUUCAUAUCUGAGAGUCAAAUCGAAGCGUCUAAUAGUGUGCUUACAGCGCAAUGGUAAACAAUCUAAUUGUUUUGCUGCUAAUCUGCUAAAUAGUACAUUUUGGGGCCUGCUCUUCAUUUCUGAGAGUCAAAUAGAAGCAUCUAAUAGUGUGCUUACAGCGCAGUUGUAAAAAUUCAAAUUUUAUGGGUGCUAAUCUGCUAAAGAGUACAUUUUGGGCCUGCUCUUCAUUUCUGAGAGUCAAAUAGAAGCGUAACUUUGAUUCGAAUUUAAUACAUCGGUCACUUGUAAUAUUGUUUCACACCUACAACACUUGUUACACAGAUCUAAGUGAUAGAAAACAGAUUGAUAUUCUAUACACUAGAAACUACCAGAUAACAAGCUGCUAUUUAAACCAGUUAUCAAUAGCUAAGAGGUACUUAAACAAUAUUGUAACUCUGGGGGAGUCAAACUGAGAGGUCAGUUUAUAGGGAAAACUGUUGCCUGGAUACAAUUCUAAAACAAUUUCCAUAUGUCCUUUGCAGACUUUACAUGCUGGAAAAAACACAGGUGCCAACUGCUGUGGCUUUCUGCAGUGUGCAUACCGGCAAGGAGGGCAGGGUUGAGGAGUGGGUGGAAGAUGAUGUGGAGGAUGAUGAGGUCCUAGACCCCACAUGGAAUCAAGGUCAUGCGAGUGACGUGUGCAGUUUGGAGGAAGAGGCGCUGGUCGCACAGAGGUACCAGCACAGCAUAGGAGGGAGCAGGGUGCAAAAGCGGAGCGGCCGUCCCCUAGCGCUUGUUGGCAUGUAUUAUCUUUAGAAUUCCCACAGUUAUGCAAGUAGCAGUUGAAGCGAUAAAAAGAACUAUAACAGAUUUAGAAGUUAGGAGUCACAGUGUGGAAUGGAUUAGCAGGGUCUGGUGCAGGGUAACCGCACGCCCCCUGGCGUUGAGCACCAGCGUUUGUGCGGCCACAUACCAGGACCUUAAUGCAGCUUCAGUAAAAAGAGUACUGGAUACCAGAAGCCAUCACCACAAUGAUCUGCAACUUUGAACAGGAUGUGACAUUCACUGUAGCGGCUGUGUGCGUUUUCAGCGUUCUCACCCUGCUGCUGCUCGCCUGUCUGCGCUGCAGCGUAACUUUAGCCUUCCCGCCACAGGCUGCUCACUGUUUAAAUUUUGGGGCCCCUGACACAGCCCAAGGUCUAGGCCCCCCGGGGCCCGCCCCCAAGUCAGUUCACAUGACCUGCCCCAAGUCCGCCCACAUGACCUGCCCCCAAAUCCACCCACAGGGCCCAUCUUAAGUCCACCCACAAGGAUGAAGUGUGUGUGUACUGAAUUUGUGUAGUAGAUACAAAGUGCGUGAGUACAGUGGAUACGCUGUUUGUAGCGGAGAUACAAUAUUCCACAGAUUAUCUCCGCUUAAGAUCCCAGUGAGGCUCAGGAACAAGUAAUUAUAAAUCCACAAGGCAAGGUUUCCAGCAGGUAAAAUAAUCCAACAGUAUCCCAACAGCAAUCCCAAUAACUGGACGACACACAGCAUCAGGAGCAAAACUGAAAACCUUUAUUCCACAGUGGCCUUAUAAAGCAUGCUCCCAUGCAAGGGAGGGACUUUCAUCAAUUAUUACAGUACCCAAUCUGACAAUAGUAACCUCCCACCCAUCUCCUCCCCUCCUGACUCAUAAUCCAGGAUACUGUACACAAAUUCCCCCAGUUUCUGGAUGUACCCCUAAACCUAGGGGUACCCCUUUAAAUGGCACAUCCCCUGGUAGCCCUGAUCUGGGUGAGCAACAUAUCCAAAAAUCACCCAGAUCGGACCAGGGGUUCGGGAAAUUUAUGGAAGUACUAAAAAGACCGACCGCGCUGGAGAGAACAGCCGAAUUGGGUUCCAUGCGAUGGGGCCCUGCGGUCGGUCCCAGUAUAAGGGAAUAAAUUACAUGAAAGGCUAAGGCUACAGAGAUCAGGUAGGGUUCGCAUGAAUCCCCUCGUUCGGUUGUUUCUGUCUACCGAACGAGGGGCCGUUCGGUAGUUUGGAACCGAACGGACCGGGCUUGUGGAGGUCUCAGCGGUGUUCGCCUAGUCGAGUGUCUGAUUUGAGUUCCAGACACUCGACGGCAAAACACCGCUGUUCGGGAGUUUUAAAAUGGCCGCCACCACGUGUUCGUUUCCCGAAUGGCGGCCACCACGCGAACAAAGACAUGGUACAAUGAGAAAAAUGACUGGGACGUAGCAAUACCAGGGUACUCUUUAUAUAGGAAAGAUAGGGAAGGCAAGAAAGGGGGAGGGGUGGCCUUGUAUGUGAAGGAUAGCAUAAAAUCUAGCCUAAUAAAAGUUAGUGAGGCAAACAUAGAGUCCGUUUGGGCUACGUUAGAAUUUGGUAAUCACACAGUAACUCGUGUAGGUGUGAUUUAUAGGCCCCCUGGACAAAUUGAAGAGUUAGAUAAUCUACUAGUUGAGGAAAUAGCUAAAAUGACAAUGAAGGGGAAGUUAUCAUCAUGGGUGACUUUAAUCUUCCUGAUGUAAAUUGGAAAACAAAAUUAGCUACUUGUGCCAGGAGCACACAUAUUCUAAACUCCCUACUGGAGUUGUCUCUAAAACAAGUUGUUGAGGAGCCAACUCGUAAAGAGGCCAUACUAGAUUUAGUGUUAACAAAUGGAGAUUUGGUAUCAGAUAUUACUGUAGGUGAAAGUUUAGGAUCCAGUGAUCAUCAGUCAGUGUGGUUUAAUAUAAGAACAGUGACUGAGUCACACCACACAAAAACAAAAGUUUUAGACUUUAGAAAAACAGACUUUUCUAAAAUUAGAAUAUGGGUAGAGGAGUCAUUAUCAGACUGGAGCAAUUUAAAUGGAGUCCAAGAAAAAUGGGAUUAUUUAAAAGUUGCACUAUUGAAGGCAACAGAAAAUUGCAUUAGGCUUGUCAGUAAAAGCAAAAAAUUCAAGAAACCACUGUGGUACUCCGCAGAUGUGGCCAAAAUAGUUAAAAACAAAAAGUUAGCAUUUAGGAAUUAUAAAAAAACCCAGAGUGAGGGAGACAAAAUGAUCUAUAAGAUUAGGCAGAAAGAGGCUAAGCAAGUUAUAAGAGCUUCCAAAUCACACACAGAAGAGAAAAUAGCACAGUCAGUAAAAAAGGGGGAUAAAACAUUUUUUAGAUACAUAAAUGAGAAAAGAAAAGUAAAACAAGGAUUAGUUAGAUUAAAAACAAAAGAAGGAAGGUAUGUAGAAGAGGAUAAAGGUCAGGCUGACUGCCUCAAUGAAUAUUUUUGUUCUGUAUUUACAGUAGAAAAUGAAGGAAAGGGACCUCAGUUGAGAAAAAGGAUAAAUGAGUCAUUUAUUACACGUGAGUUUACAGAGGAAGAGGUUCUAUUUCAACUGUCAAAAGUAAAGACAAAUAAGUCAAUGGGACCUGAUGGAAUACACCCAAAGCUAUUAAAAGAGCUUAGUGGUGUACUAGCAAAACCAUUAACAGAUUUAUUUAACCAAUCAUUGUUAACAGGAGUAGUCCCAGAAGAUUGGAAGUUAGCGAAUGUUGUGCCCAUUUACAAGAAAGGUAAUAGGGAGGAGUCGGGCAACUAUAGGCCAGUAAGCCUUACUUCAGUAGUGGGGAAAGUGAUGGAAACCAUGUUAAAGGAUAGGAUUGAUGAACAUCUAAAAACACAUGGAUUUCAAGAUCAGAGACAACAUGGGUUUACUUCAGGGAGAUCAUGCCAAACAAAUCUUAUUGAUUUUUUUGAUUGGGUAACUAAAAUUAUAGAUCAGGGUGGUGCAGUAGACAUUGCUUACCUAGAUUUCAGUAAGGCUUUUGACACUGUUGCACAUAGAAGGCUUAUCAAUAAACUGCAAUCUUUAAGUUUGGAUUCAAAUAUUGUUGAAUGGGUAAGGCAGUGGCUGAGUGACAGGCAACAGAGGGUUGUAGUUAAUGGAAUAUAUUCGAAGCUUGGACUUGUCACCAGUGGGGUACCUCAGGGAUCUGUACUUGGACCCAUUCUCUUUAAUAUUUUUAUUAGUGAUAUUGCAGAAGGUCUUGAUGGUAAGGUAUGUCUUUUUGCUGAUGAUACUAAGAUAUGUAACAGGGUUGAUGUUCCAGGAGGGAUAAGCCAAAUGACAAAUGAUUUAGGUAAACUAGAAAAAUGGUCAGAAUUGUGGCAACUGACAUUUAAUGUGGAUAAGUGCAAGAUAAUGCAUCUUGGACGUAAAAACCCAAGGGCAGAGUACAGAAUAUUUGAUAGAGUCCUAACCUCAACAUAUGAGGAAAGGGAUUUAGGGGUGAUUAUUUCUGAUGACUUAAAGGUAGGCAGACAAUGUAAUAGAGCAGCAGGAAAUGCUAGCAGAAUGCUUGGUUGUAUAGGGAGAGGUAUUAGCAGUAGAAAGAGGGAAGUGCUCAUGCCAUUGUACAGAACACUGGUGAGACCUCACUUGGAGUAUUGUACACAGUACUGGAGACCGUAUCUUCAGAAGGAUAUUGAUACCUUAGAGAGGGUUCAGAGAAGGGCUACUAAACUGGUUCAUGGAUUGCGGGAUAAAACUUACCAGGAAAGGUUAAAGGAUCUUAACAUGUAUAGCUUGGAGGAAAGACGAGACAGGGGGGAUAUGAUAGAAACAUUUAAAUAUAUAAAGGGAAUCAACACAGUAAAGGAGGAGACUAUAUUUAAAAGAAGAAAAACUACCACAACAAGAGGACAUAGUCUUAAAUUAGAGGGACAAAGGUUUAAAAAUAAUAUCAGGAAGUAUUACUUUACUGAGAGGGUAGUGGAUGCAUGGAAUAGCCUUCCAGCUGAAGUGGUAGAGGUUAACACAGUAAAGGAGUUUAAGCAUGCGUGGGAUAGGCAUAAGGCUAUCCUAACUAUAAGAUAAGACUAGGGACUAAUGAAAGUAUUUAGAAAAUUGGGCAGACUAGAUGGGCCGAAUGGUUCUUAUCUGCCGUCACAUUCUAUGUUUCUAUGUUUCUAUGUUUCUACUGCAUAGCUUGUUAAUUACCCGUUCACAACAUUGUUGCAACGGGUAUUUGAAGGCACACUUCACACAGGGGAGGUCUGAUUGUUCGGUAGUUUCAUUCCCUUAAUUUAUUUGAAUGAUUCUACCGAACAAUCAGACGAAUACACUUUAUUUAAACACAUACAAAACCAGCAGUUUACACGAAUGCAGUUAUACACAUGUAAUUUUCAGGACAGCCCAGUGCCAUCUGCUACACUGCUCCCCCUUGCCCACAAGCCGGCAUACACAGUCUGAUCCAGCACGGAUCGGCUUGGGGAUGUCCGGGGGCUCACGGAUCACUUUUCCAGGUCAGUUUGUCUCGACAACCCGUCAGCAUUCCCGUUUUGUUUACCCGGGCAGUACUGAAUAUUAAAGUCAAAGGGCUGCAGCGCCAAGCUCCAGCGCAACAGCCUGGCAUUGUCCCCAGCCACCUAGUUCAGCCAUACCAACUAGUUGUGAUCCGUGAGCAAUGAAAAGGGCUGUCCAUACAAAUACAGCUGCAGUUUCUUUAGGGCCCACACCACAGCCAGGCAUUCCUUCUCGAUGGCGGCGUAGCUUAGUUCGCGGGGUAGUAACAUGCGACUGAUGUAAGCCACGGGAUGUUCUCCGCCAUCGGCCCUGGCUUGGCUCAGUACUGCCCCCAAUCCAAACAUAGAAGCGUCUGUGUGAACAAGAAAACGUUUAGUUGGAUUGGGAGCUGCCAAGACAGGGGCAUUUAUCAGUGCAUUUUUCAGAUGUUGGAAUGCCUGCUCACACUCCGGGGUCCAGGUCACCUGGCGGGGCAGAUUCUUUCGGGUCAGGUCAGUGAGGGGUUUGGCCAGGGCACUAUAGUUAGGGACAAAUUUUCUGUAAUACCCAGCGGUCCCUAGAAACGCUAAAACUUAGGUCUUAGUCCUAGGGGUGGGCCACUGGGCCACGGCCUCUACUUUGGCUGGUUCGGGCUUCUGCUUGCCGCACCCCACUCUAUGUCCCAGGUAUUGCACCUCGGCCAUCCCUAUACUGCACUUGGCCGGUUUCAAUGUCAAACCAGCCUCCCUAAUCCUGUCUAGGACCGCUCCUGUAUGGGCCAAGUGCUCCUGCCACGUAUUGCUAAAAAUGGCAAUAUCGUCCAGGUAGGCACAGGUAUAGUCCUGGAACCCAUCCAGGAGUCGGUCCACCAUCCUCUGGAAAGUAGCUGGGGUGUUUUUCAUCCCAAAUGGCAUGACCUUAAACUGGUACAAACCAAAUGGGGUGACAAAGGCCGACUUAGGGAUGGCAUCUGGGGCCAGGGGAAUUUGCCAAUACCCCUUACAUAAGUCAAUAGUAGUGAGGUAUUGGCCCGUGGCCAUCCUGUCUAGUAGUUCAUCUAUCCGUGGCAUAGGAUAGGCAUCCGACACGGUUUUCUCGUUCAAUCUCCUGUAGUCCACGCAGAAGCGAGUCGUACCAUCUCGCUUUGGUACCAACACUACAGGAGAAGCCCAGGGACUAUCUGAGGGCUCAAUUACCCCCAGUUGGAGCAUCUCAUCGAUCUCCUUGCGCAUAUUCUCCCUCACCGCUUCAGGGAUGCAGUAGGGGGUCUGGCGCAUGGGUAGUUGCCCUGGGGUCUCUACCCGGUGAGUGGCCAGAGGGGUGUAACCAGGUACAUUAGAGAACGUGUCUCUAUUCUCUUCCAAUAGCUGCUGUAUCUCGAUACGCUCCUGUGGGCUCAGUCGGUUUCCCAGCGCAACCUCCCCUAAAUCUCCAGACAACUGCCCAUCUCCCAGCAGAUCUGGGAGAGGUAAGCUGUCAAACUCGUCAGAGUUGGGCGCACAUAUGGCGGUUACCUCCUCGGAGCGCUCCUGGUAGGGCUUCAUCAUGUUCACAUGGAGCAUGCAUCGCCCUCCAGUCCCUGUGCAGGGGCCGAUUAUAUAGGUGGUGUCACAUCUCUGUUGCACCACCCUAUAUGGUCCCUGCCAGGCGGCCUGUAGCUUGUCAUGUCGGACAGGUUUUAAAAUUAACACUUUCUGCCCGACCUGAAAGCUACAGUCCCUGGCUCCCCGAUCAUACCACUUGCGCUGGCGGAUCUGCGCCGCCUGAAGGUUUUCCCUUACCGUCCUAGUCAACGCUUCCAGGCAGUCUCGUAAUGCCUACACAUAUGGUAUGAUGGGAGUGCCAUCUGCGCUCCGGUCCUCCUCCCAAUGCUCUCUAAUCAGAUCUAGGGGGCCUCUGACUCUCCUCCCAAAUAGCAGUUCAAACGGGGAAAACCCCGUGGACUCCUGCGGCACCUCCCGGUAAGCGAAUAGGAGAUGCGGCAGGAAUCGCUCCCAGUCCUUGUGGGUCUCUGCGAAGGUUCGGAGCAUUUGUUUCAAUGUACCAACGAACCGUUCGCAGAGCCCAUUAAUCUGGGGGUGGUAAGGGGCACUGAUAAUACGCUUAAUGCCACAGAUCCUCCAGAGGUGUUGGGUGAAUUCUGCGGUAAAUUGGGUACCCUGAUCCGAGAUAAUCUUCCUGGGUAAUCCCAUCUGGGAGAAGAUCCGCAUGAGGGCAUCCGCGACCGUUUCAGCGUGGAUGUUGGUCAGAGCCACUGCCUCUGGAUAUCUAGUGGCAUAAUCUACCACAGUUAAAAUGUACCUUUUGCCUGACGGGUUAGCUUUCUUGAGGGGGCCUAUCAAAUCUACCGCUACUCUACUAAAGGGUUCCUCAAUUUUGGGUAGGGGGUGUAGUUUCGCCUUCCUUCGGUCUCCCCUUUUCCCUACCCUCUGGCAGGUAUCGCACGUAUUGCAAUACCUGCGCACUUCCUGGCUGAUCCCUGACCAGAAGAAACUUUGGGUCAGUCUGUACCUAGUGCGACUGACCCCUAAAUGUCCGGAUUGCGGAAUAUCAUGCGCCAUCCGGAGUAACUCUGCUCGGUACCGCUGUGGCACCACUAGCUGCCUCAUCACUAUCGGGUCUGACCCAGCUAUCUGCUUGUCUGACUCCCUGUAUAGAAGCUGCUUGUCCCAGACAAAUCUCUCUCCCUCCCCCCGGGUGAGUCAGUGACAACCUUGUCCCUAUAUACUUGCAGCAUAGGGUCAGUUACUACUUCAGCUGCAAAUUCAUUAGGUGGGGCCCAGGAGACACAUUCUAAGGAAGGGGAAGGGUCUCUUACCUGAACCUCCGGGACUGUGUUGUAGUCCUGGGUGCGGGCCUGUUGUCGGGUGACCACAGGGUGAACUUCUCCUGUGGUGGGUGUCUGGGGCUCAAAAGCAGACGUGAGCCUCCUCAGAUCGUUCCCCAACAAAACCUCCGCCGGUAACUGCGGCAUCAACCCCACCUCCACGUGUCCUGACCCCGCUCCUCAAUGCAAAUGUACCCUUGCUGUAGGUAGCCGGUACACUGCUCCCCCGGCUACCCUGACGGCUACAGUUUUACUGAGCUUAGCCUGAUCCAAGACCAGGUGACUUUUUACCAGGGUAAUAGUAGCUCCUUAGUCACGUAGUCGUUCAACCGCUUUACCCUCCAAGUAUACAGUCUGUCUAUGGUGCUGACGAUUAUCAGCAUUGGCCUGGACUGGAUCGGCUUUGUGCAAUACUUCCCACUGUUCCACGGUGGUAAUGGGCACUGCUGAACCAUACGGUGUUGCAACUAUGUCCUGGUAGCAGUGUGCUGUGGCCGCUCUUGGUGGUGGUGGUGGGCCUGGUCGGAUCCAGGUGGAACGAUCCCGUAGUUGUGGGCAUUCUCUUUUAUAAUGGCCCCAUUUCUGGCAGUGAUGACAGGGCCCAGAGCUCGGCUGGCGAAGCCGCGGCUGUGCAGCGGGCGGUGGUGGCAGUGGUAGUUGCCUUGGUGGUGCUGGGGUGUAGUUGGUUCCCCCAAACGUUUUCCAUGGGGCUUUUGGAACUGCAGGUUUUUGUUGCUUGCGUGCGUCCAGGUACUCAUCUGCCCUUCUAGCAGCUUCUGUGAGGGAAGUAGGGUUUCGGUCCCUUACCCACUCCUGGACAUCUGCUGUCACCCCAUCAUAAAAUUGUUGCAUUAGCAGCAUUUGUAUCAUGUACUCCAUGGACCGUGCCUUGCUAGCUUGCACCCACCCAAGCGCUGCCCGUUGUAACCUGCACGUCCAUUCUGCAUGCAAGUCCUUCUCCACUUUCUUUAAAUCCCGGAAUCUCCUCCGGUAUGCCUCUGGUGUUAUAGCAUACCGGGCCAGUAUAAUCUCUUUCACUUUACUGUAAUUCCUAAUUUCUUCAUCUGGCACAGUACGAUACGCCUCUGCUGCCCUCCCAGUUAACCGUCCUGCCAAAAUAGGUACCCAGUCCUCUGCGCUGAUUUUAUGCAGUGCACACAGUCUUUCAAAAUCUUGCAGGAAAGCGUCUAUAUCUUCCUCUGCCUCCACAUACGUUUUAAAAGCCUGAUACGGUAUUUUAGGCUUACCUUCCGAUGGCACGUUUACUGUAGAGCUGCGUUCUGGGGUUGUUGUUGUGUGAUGGGAUUCCAGCAUGGUUAAAAUUUAGUAGGCCAAAAUCUCCAUGUGGCAUAUGUGUAUGUUGUGUCAGUUGGUUAGCUACAUGUAGCUAGGAUACUGUCAUCAGUGUACUGAGCAUGUGCAGGAAUGCAGGAACUGAAAUUGCACUUAUUUCCUUUGUCUUGGAUGAGCCAUGUGGUUUGACUAGAUGUACAAGUCUAUAUUCUGCUCAUUGAUUGGUUAAAGGUAUAUGUGGGUGUAGCCAUUAAUGGGAGGAGUUAUAGUGCUAUAUAAGGAAUGUACACUAUGUGUUGGUCUCUCAGAAUGUUGGAACAGGAGUUCAUCUGAGACCCGAUCGGUAAUGUGAAUAAAGGCCUGUUACUUCCUGAAGACCUGUGUCCAAUAUUUCUGUGUUUGGCUUCUGCAUGCUUACACUGCAACAUUUCUGGUGCAAUUGGGCCGGGAACCUCAUCGCACGGAAGCUGGCACAGAGAUUUGAGACGGUAAAAUUUUACCAAACCUUCUACGCUACAAUCCUGGACUUCUACUGCGUGGACCUCCUUUCGUCUCGGCGCCACUGGCCUUUUGUCCAGGAGAUCAUCGGCUUCUGCGCAGUGAGUCCCGGAUUGUUCCGUCUAUGAGUGAACCCAGGUCCAGUAAUUGACAGGUGAGAUUGAUACCGUUAGAGCGGUAGACCCACAAGGGGUUUUAUAUUUGGAACCGGUUAUUGGUAUUGGCCCCUUCAGUAGAAGGAAGAAGUGAAAGCGCAACACUUAUCUGGAAAUUAGACGCUCUGUAGUCAGCCCGUCUAAUAUAGGUGGUUUGGGUCAGACUGAGUUGUGGUGUAAAUAGCUCAUGUCGGACACCGGUGUCCUGUCUUGACUAGCGUAUCUAGGGUGUAAAUUUUGUUCGCUAGGUCGGGGGGACCGGGAGACUAGCAUACUCUGUUGUAUAUUAUAGUUUGCUAGAUUUCACCCUAUCUUAACUAAGUGUGCUCUGUUGUAAAUCCAGCCACUAGCUUAUUGAUAGUUUAAUAGACUAGCUGGGUACUGUGUAAAUUCUGCCCUCUAGUUCGCUAUACGUGGUGUCUGGGCAGCGAAGAACUUAUCGAAUCUCUGGUGUAUAAAUAGAUCGAAAGCUCUCGAGGUGCUGGCCAGUUAGAAUAGUUGGGAUUAUUGUAAAUGUUGUUAAAUAUAUUGUAGUUGGUGAAUUGGUUAACUUGUAUGUCCUACUAGAAAGUUAGAGCUCUGCUGUCUAGUGGGAGUGUAAAUUGUGUGUAUAACUGUAAAAUAGCGCACGGUACCAUAACUACUGACAUGUACCAUAACCACUGACAUUGUGUAAAAUUACUAACAAUUGCUGUUUUAUGUUAUAUGUAUAAUACCAUAACUGUUACUAACUGAUCUGUGACUUUAAAACUGUAUUAUAACCACUUACUAACUGUACCAUAACCACUGACUGUAAAGAUGAGGUUACUAGAAUGUGAUAUAGUUGGUUAGUCAAGAGUUGAUUUAUAGUACGGAUAAUUGUAGAGAUGAAUUUGUUGAAAUGUUAUGUGAUCGGUUAGUUUAUAUGGAUUAAUAGCGUGGAUAGUUGUAUGGUUUGUAUAAUAGUUACAUUGAUGAGUGUAUAGUCUUUGGUGGGUUUUUGAUUUAAUUUUGUGUGUGCGACGUCGUGAUAUUGUUGAGCAUGUGAGGAUCCUGUGUGUGUGUUUGGGCCUAGUGACUGCGCAAUGUGUUGCUGGUGAUAAGGAGAUUGGUGUGACUGUUGAAACUGUGUAUAUUUGUACAGCUUUUUGAAUCAGAUGCUCUGUUGAAAUAAUCUUCUGAUUCACAAGGCUUUGUCUUGUAUGUUUAAAAAAAAAAAAAAAAAAAGUAGGGAGUAGCUUGUCCUGGUGGCCGCAUGGCCUCCAUGUAGCAGUCUUCACUUAAAUUUAGUGCAGGGUGUACAUGUGGUUGUAACUAGUAGGCUGGAAUUCUAUGAUCAGUUUCUAUAAAUUGACUGUUGGAGUUAAACUGCCUUGGUCUGUGUCAUAUGGGAAACAAUGUAGCCAUAUGGUGGUCAGAACUAAGGACUUAAUUACAACUGCUUUGGACAUCCCCUCCCCCCUGGCAUCUGAUUACCAACCCCCCAAACAUCCUCCAGAGCCAGAUUAGCCACGCCCCUAUUCUUCUUCCCAAGCUAAAAACUGGUAUAUAGUCAGUAUUUGCACUCCCCCUGCUCUACUGUCCCCGCCUACCCACAUACCUAUCUGUUCCUGUGUUUCAAACUCUUGUAUUUCUGUACUACCCCUCCCCCUAAUCAAUGAUCAAUGGUAUCAGAUGGUAUAUUGGUUUUUUUAGUUACUGGAUGGGCCCCUCCCAGCUUUGUCCAAAAUGUCCCCUUUUACUAAACUACAAACUGAAAUGUUUAAUUUACCUUAGAACUAAAGAUUUAAUCAAGCCUAGCUAGCAGGGUGGACAUUGAUUAAAAUAAGUAAUAAUAAAAUAGGGACAUAAUUAAUUAAAGUCUAUUUGUUUCAUUUGACUUUAGGGAGGCACUCUAAGCCACCUACUGGCCAUCUUCGGGAGUUACAUUGAUAAUACAUUGUUUAUAACAGAUAGAUGUAGGAUUGCUUACCCUAUUUUAAUAUAUUUAUUGCUAUAAGGUUUUAUUUUAUGUAUAAAUAUAUUAAAAGUUGAGUUUUCUUAUUAGACCCAUAAAGAUUAUUUUGAUACAAUUACCCUCUGGUGACACCUACUGGUAGGUUUUUGGUUUAACACUUUAAACAAAAACGUUUUUUCAUCCACCAAAUGCUGACUAAUAAAAUUAUCUUACUACUCCUAGACUGGAACCUAUUAUUGGGCAGCCUUGCCGAAGUCCCAUAUUAGACACUGCUUGAGUCAAAUAGGUUGUAUACUCCCUUUAAUCCAGAGGCCCCUGAAAACUUCCGAAUGAUAGACUCAGCAUUUGUCAGCCAGGCCCAAGGUGAUAGUAAAAGGAAAUUACAGAAAAUUAGAGGGAUUUGUAGGGAUGUCCAUAAUACAGCUAAUGGAGAUUGCAAAUACAGUAUAUAUGAAUAGGGAGAUGGAGGAAGAGCGUAAAAUGAGGAAAAAGGCAGAUAUGCUAGCGGUAGCUAUCUUAAGUGUAGAAAGACAGGGAAGUGAAUAGAGGAGACGAGAAUAGGCUGAGCAAGGGACUUUAAGUAGGAAUUAAUGUGCGUAUUGUAGAAAGGAGGGACAUUGGAAGAGUGAGUGUCCACAGAGAGAGCAGUAUGAAGGUGAUAGACAGGAGAGAGAAGGGUACGAGGAGGUUAUAGUGGUAGUUAUAGAGGAAGAGGAAGUUUUAGAGGGAAUGGUGGGAAUAGUAGAGGAAGUGUUCAAGGAGACAGAUACUAUCCACCCACGCAGAGACCUAGAGAAAGAGAGGAUAGAGAUUUUGUGGGUCUGGCUGACACUAUCAUGGAAGACUAUUGAUACCGACUGGGCUCCAUCCCACUUGGUCGAGCGAGCCUAUGGUCGAUGUAGCAAUAGGGGGAAAGAGAAGUUCUUUCAUGAUCGACACAGGUGCUGAACAUUCUGUGGUGACUAAGAUGGUGGCUCCGCCUUCGGGGAAGACUAUAAAUGUGAUAGGAGCUACUGGGAGAAGUGCAGCCAGACCGGUUCUUAAGAGUCGCACUUGUAUUCUGGGAGGCCAUGUGGUGAAGCAUUAGUUCCUAUAUAUGCCAGAGUGUCCGAUUCAACUUUUAGGACGAGAUCUAUUAUCGAAGCUUUAAGCUCAGAUAACCUUUUACCUAAUGGAUUAACAUCUCUGAAGUUUAAGGGAUUACCAGGCAUAAUGGCGAUAUCGGUGCCAAGGGAAGAAGAAUGACGCUUCUAUUCCAUAUUGACAAGUGUUAACCCUAAGAGUGAUGAAUCCUUAUUUGACAUUCCAGGAGUAUGGGAAGAAAAUAAUCCUCCAGGACUUGCUCGUAAUAUCCCACCAAUACAUAUUGAGUUAAAGCUCGGGGUGUAUUCUGUUAGCCUUUGUAUGUUGUUCUUUUAUCUACCCCAACAGCUGUAAAGGUGGCGGAAGUGACUCCUUGGAUUCAUCAUUCUAAGGUUAAACCAGCAGCAGACUCUUGGCAAGCUACUCCAGAUCCUGAGAAUCCUUGCAGGACCCGGUUGAAGCGUGCAACUCAGUCGGAGUGACGAGGGGAUAUCGAGACAUUCUAGUUAAAAGUCUACAAAGAUCAUCAAGUAGGUGUUUUGACGGCCAUAAUAAAGCCUGACCACCUGCCUACGUGUCAUAGCCAGAGUAUCUUGAAGGGAUCUCUGUGAAGGAAAGUGAGGAUCAGAAGAACAACAUCCUUGCAGCCCUCACAAUCGGGAAGCUGAGAGGCCAUCGCACGGUCGAAGAAAAAUGAGGAUUUCAGGAAUAAUGUGUUUUAUUGUGUCUUAGUAUUUUUAUGAUUUUUCAGGAAGGUAGGAGUACAGACAUACCGAAUUGCGAUAGUUGCAUUAAGACUACUAAAACAGGUAACCAAAUAUCCCAAACUCUCAUCUGGCACUCACAGUAUGAAUGUAAGGGAUCUGUAUCUAAAUGUAGAUAUUUGGAUAUUGAUUAUAGUGUGUGCAAGCCAAUAUCAGGAGAGUCUAAAUGUUUUGAUCCCCAUUUCCAACCCCGUACAAUUUGGUUGGUAAUUCGGAAUAGUAACUCCCAGGGGACAUUAAUAAAUAGGACUGUGAUAAGCACCAUACAUUCCGCGGGUAUUCUACUAUUUGAUGCAUGUAAGGCGAUUUCGGGUAGUGGAAGACUUUGGAAUGUAUGUGGUAAUCUUAAAUGGGAACGAACUUAUGGGUUUAAUGAUAAAUACUUAUGUCCCAGUAAAAGAUCUACUGAUCCUGAUUGCCCAAAUAGAGACUAACUUCUGCCCCUAUUGGUCAUGUGUAGGUUGGGCAACCUGGGAAAAACAGUGGAUCAAGAUAUGAUUAUCCAAAGGUUGCCUACCACACCAUACUGUAAAACUAUGUGUGUAACCCCGUUCACAUGACCAUUUCCAAUCUGCAGUACUUUGACAGGUUUGGAGGUCUGUUUGGGUUUCAAAUAUAUGGCACAGGAGUAGAUUCAGGAACAAUAAUAUAUGUAGGUCUUGAAACUGAGACAGUGGCAACUCAAACUCAUCAGGUUUCUCAUUCCUUCUAUGAGGAGAUGAGUAUUGAGGAUAAAAUUCCCCAUAAUGUUAACAACCUAUUUAUUGAUUUGGCUGAGGGUAUUGCAGGUAGUCUUAAUGUAACUAAUUGCUAUGUGUGUGGAGGUACUAAUAUGGGAGACCAGUGGCCAUGGGAGGCAAAGGAAAUAUGGUACCCUGGCUCUGAGACAUAUGAACAACAGAUACCUUUCCAGUCUGAUCAUCAAGUAAGUACUAGAAGUAAAUUGGAAUGGUGGUUAAAAACCUCCAUUAUAGGUCAUGUUUGUAUAGCCAGGAAAGGGACAAUGUAUAACACGUCUGUAGGUGAGCUAACGUGCUUGGGACAAAAAGCCUAUAAUGUUAAUACUAAAAAUACUACUUGGUGGUCAGCUUCAAAUGUCUCGGAACCUACUAAUCCGUUUGCCAAUUACACUCAUUUAAAGGAGGUAUGGUUUGACUUAUCGGCUACAUCUAGUUGGAAAGCCCCAGCAAAUUUAUACUGGAUCUGUGGUAAGAAAACUUAUUCGGAGUUACCACAAGAUUGGGAAGGGGCAUGUGUAUUAGGUAUGCCAAAGCCAUCCUUCUUCUUGUUGCCAAUCGAAACAGGAGAGACCUUGGGAGUUAAGGUUUACGAUGUAAAUCAUAAAAGGGAGAGAGCAUCCUUGAAUAUAGGUAGCUGGGAAGAUAAUGAGUGGCCCCCUCAACGUAUUAUUAAUUAUUAUGGACCUGCUACUUGGGCAGAAAAUGGCACUUAUGGAUAUAGAACUCCGAUUAUAUAUGCUCAACCGCAUUAUUAGACUACGGGCGGUAGUUGAGAUUAUUACUAAUGACACAGCUCAAGUGCUUAAUCUUCUAGCUAAGCAAAAUACCAAGAUGUGAUCAGCCAUAUACCAGAAUAGGCUAGCCCUUGAUUACUUACUAGCAGUAGAAGGAGGUGUAUGCGGAAAGUUUAAUCUAAGUAACUGUUGUCUGCACAUAGAUGAUGAAGGGCAGGCAGUGGCUGAACUUACAAGCCACAUGGUUAAAUUUGAGCAUGUACCUACUCAGGUCUGGAAUGGGUAUAACCUAAGUAGUUGGUUUGGAAGUUGGUAUGAGCAGCUUGGAGGAAUUAAGACAUUAGUAGGAGGAGUAGAAUUUAUUAUUUUUUUUUGUGCCUCCUCCUGCCCUGUCUAAUUCCACUAGUGGUAAGGUCCCUACGUAGUAUUAUAGAGAGUACUAUAGAGAGAAAGACAGCGGCUCAUGUAAUGGCUGUCUGGAAGAUAUGAUCCCCUAGCCCGAAGAGAAUAUAUUCAGGAUGAAGAAUGUUGAAGGAGUUUUUAAGAUGCUUACAAGGUCUACUCUGGUUCAAUGGCUACUUGAGAGAUGUAGGUAAAACUGUGAUUGGUGAUGCAUCUGGAAUAAUGUUAUAUCAGAGGCAUCAAAAGGGGGGAAUGUGAUGGGAUUCCAGCAUGGUUAAAAUUUAGUAGGCCAAAAUCUCCAUGUGGCAUAUGUGUAUGUUGUGUCAGUUGGUUAGCUACAUGUAGCUAGGAUACUGUCAUCAGUGUACUGAGCAUGUGCAGGAAUGCAGGAACUGAAAUUGCACUUAUUUCCUUUGUCUUGGAUGAGCCAUGUGGUUUGACUAGAUGUACAAGUCUAUAUUCUGCUCAUUGAUUGGUUAAAGGUAUAUGUGGGUGUAGCCAUUAAUGGGAGGAGUUAUAGUGCUAUAUAAGGAAUGUACACUAUGUGUUGGUCUCUCAGAAUGUUGGAACAGGAGUUCAUCUGAGACCCGAUCGGUAAUGUGAAUAAAGGCCUGUUACUUCCUGAAGACCUGUGUCCAAUAUUUCUGUGUUUGGCUUCUGCAUGCUUACACUGCAACAGUUGUCCGUUGCCUCAGUAUGAAUACCUGGACCUCUGUCAUGGUCCUGGAAAUAAUUUCCGCUGAAGGGUGUUCUCCAUAAAAAGACAGCCUAAAUUGUAUUAAUGACAUGGAGGCUCCUAUUAUGCUAUCUCUUUCUUACUUUAUUCCUCAGCAGCAAAGAGAAAUAUAAAACUGAAAGAGAAAAAAUGUAGAUAUGCAAUAAUAAUAAUAACAGGUACAACCAGAUCUGCCUAGUAACAGGGCAGCCAAUCAGCCUAGUAGGAACAGUCCAUAAAUGCCUUGCUUAGUACUUCCACUUCCUCUUUCUUUGCUGCUGUCCUCAGACCAGCUAAGUAUUAAUUUCACUCCUGUAUAUUUUAAUCUUGGAUUGUUUUUAUGGGUUUAUCUACUGAUAUAUUUAAUGUAUUAUGUACUUGUAUACUGCUUUGUGCACCCUGUAUGAUUUCUGUGUUUUGCUUUGAUGUUUUUUGGCACCCCUUUUGGGUGUCUCUGUUUCUUCCCCUGCUUUGCACAGUCUCCCUGCCUGUGCUGUACCUUUUGUGUGCACAGACAGGGACCGCGGAUCACUGGGGAAGCUGUUUUCUCGGGAGCUGCUGUGCUCCCUGACCGCCCUCCCUCCUCCCCUUGCGACCGCGGCGACCCGCUCUACCUCCGGCCGCGUGUGUUUUUUCCAGCGAGCUCCCCGGCCAUUGGCGGGGGAGGAGUUUGGGGCCGCGGCAUGCUCUGCACGCGGCGGCCAUCUUCUUUCACACACGUGGCUGCUGGCGGAUCCGGCGGUCGGCUCACUUUACCCCUGUUUUUUCUCCACAGGUUUGUGGGUUACUCAACCCCUGUUCUGUAGUUUAGGUUUUUACUCCAUCAUACUGUUAUAACAUUGUAUUCUGAGACUGGUGGCCUGGCUCCCAUAAUAUUUAUUGUGGCUUAAUAUUUUAUCUGUGUAUAUUUAAAGGGACAUACCCCUUUUUAUCCACAAGCUUAUUUACCCUCCUGUCUAUCAUGCAGGCUAAGGUUGAUGAUUCUGGCUGUCCCAGCUACCCCACCAUGGAAGCCUUUCAGGCCCCUUUCUCAGGUGAAGGGGGUCUCACCCCCUCUCAGGAGUUCCAGGCCCUUACUUUUUCUACUAUGCAGAGGGCCCUGGCCUCAGCCAUGGGGACAGUCUCAUCAUCGCUGUCUCACACUAUCCAACAGGCCCUGACUCAGCCCCUGGCUUCUCCUAUGUUGGCAAGCCCCCUGCCUGCGCUGCAACCUCAGGUCAGCCGCAAGGCAUAUGCCAAAACUAAGCAUGUCUCCCCCGAUAUGACACAGGUGGUACCUGCCCUGACUGAUGUGCCUAUGGCCGUCCAAGAUGGCGCGUUACCACGCAAGAGAGCCGCUGGCCGGGCAAAAUUGGCCAGAAAGUGGAAAAGUGCGCGUGCCCAUGACAAUGACGGGUCUGAUUCAGAUCCAAGUGGGGAGACAGGUUCGGACACCCCCGACUACGCCUCUUAUGAGGAAGGGGACUCCGACGCGAAGGCGGGGUCUGACGCUUCGGUGUUACCUCCGAGUGAGGAACAAGGCAUAUGCGAUCCGCAGGGUUACCCCCUGUUCGAUCCUGAUGACCUUCACCACCCUCGCUCGGCGGAAUGGGACCCGCCCAAGCAUAUAGCUAGCUAUCUAGCGCUUCGUAUGCGUACCCCCUUAUCCAAGGAAGGGCGCAGUAAGUUACGGGCCGAAUGCCCAAGGCCCUCAGUGCCUGUGCGGCGUGUAAGACGCCAGAGGUUGACCCUCUGAUCUCACAGUUCCUGACAAAAACGGGCUGGAAACCCAGAAAGGGUUUGGAGUUUUCACUCCAUAAUUGCCAGGACAAGAUUUUGGACACUCUAGGUCCCGUGACUAAGCUUUAUGAGCUAUUGGAGACAGCUAAAACAGGGGAUACCCCCCUGGGUUUCAAUGUAGCAAUAGGUUGGGUCCAGAGAUUGAUUUGCCUACUUGGCACUGCUAACACGGCUAUGUCAGCCGAACGCCGCAAGGCGAUCCUGCUUAAAUCGAACCUAAACUGGUUAACCUUGCGGUCAAGGAACCGGGCGCUGCCGCUAAAGGCAUGCUCUUUGGUGAGUCUUUUGUUAAAGACUUGGGCUCUUUUGUGCGCACCUUCACCGCCCUAGAUAAGGCCCAAUCCAACCUUAAGAGAGUUUUUGGUCCAAAGGUUUUCAACAGGGCCGGGAGGUAUAGGAGCAGUCCGCCCGGCCGUGGAAAUCGAGGUCCCUCACGGACUCAAAGAGGUUCCUUUGCUGCCCCUCGGGCCUAUCAGGACUACAAACCCGCUCCCUUCUUUCCCUCCCGCGGGAGGACAUGGCAGAAUCGGGGAGGACGUGGCCAACCCUCAUACAGACGCCCUUACGUUGAGUACUCAAAAAGGUUUUUCUCUCCGGGCGAGUGUGGGAGGCAGGUUGGCUUUGUUUCUCGACAUGUGGGGCAUGAUCACCACGGAUGUGUGGGUGUUAAAUACUAUCAGAGGCGUUCGCCUGGAUCUUUUGUCUCCCCCUAUCCAGGUGGACUCACCUCAGGAACUGAGGUUGCCGGAAGAUCAGUCCGGGCUGAUUACCAAGGAGAUCUCGGAACUUCUGGCCAAACGGGCAAUACAAGAAGUCCCGUACGAUCAUCCGGGAUUUCUAAGCAACCUAUUCCUCAUCCGCAUACCUGACUAUACCUAUGGCAGAGGUACACUGGGACUUAUUGCACUUUACGUGGCAAGGACGUCGGUGGAGGUUUACCUGUCUGCCCUUCAGUCUCUCUUCAGCACCUUGGUGCUUCCCGAAGGUGAUGAAGCCGGUGGUGGCGUUCCUCAGGUCGCGGGGCGUAUGCAUGAUUAUCUACCUGGACGACAUACUGAUUAUGUCCACGUCCCCCGAUCAACUUCUACAACACCUGAGCUGGACGGUGAAUCUUCUGGAGAGCUUAGGUUUUCUCAUAAAUUGGGAAAAGUCCAUGGUGACCCCAUCGCAGAAAAUAGAAUUUCUGGGUUUCGAAGUCGAUUCGGUUGCCCAGUUUCUGUUCUUUCCAGAGACCAAGCUAAAGGCUAUGAAGAAAGAAAUAAGACUUACUCUACGGACCACCAGUCUCUCCGUACGACAAUUGGCGAGGGUCAUUGAUCUACAACGUCUGAAAGGAUCCCACCUUUGCUCGGGCAGUUCGUACGAAAGCGAACUAUGCCUGGACAGAGACUCCAAGGAGGAACUUCGAUGGUGGUUGGAUCAUAUGGAGGCAUGGAAUGGUCGAGCAAUCUUCGGCACCGCCCUGGACAUGGUGAUAGAAUCGGAUGCCAGCCUACAUGGCUGGGGCGCUCGCUGUGGAGAUGUCUCCACAGGUGGCAGAUGAUCCGAAAUCAAAUCAAAGCUACACAUCAACUGUCUGGAAUUGCUGGCGGGAUCGUUCGCUAUUCGCAGCCUGUCUAUAACCCUGGGAAACUGCUGCGUCCUUCUGCGUAUGGACAAUGUGUCCGCGGUAAGAUAUAUAAAUCACCUAGGUGGCACGAAGUCAAAACAACUGGCGAAUCUAGCGAAGGAUUUCUGGCAGUUCUGCCUCCACAGCGCGGUGUCGGUCACGGCCGAACACAUCCCGGGUUUGGACAACAAAUGGGCGGACUGGAAUUCGAGAUACUUGAAAGACUCUGGAGAUUGGCAUCUGUUACCUUCGAUCUUCCGACAGAUAGAUCGACUAUGGGGCCCGUUACAACUGGACUUGUUCGCAUUCAGACUGAACGCUCAACUACCCCAAUACUUCAGUUGGAGACCGGAUCCAUUAGCCACGGUGGUGGACGCGUUCCUGCAGAUAUGGCCUCGGGGUCGUCUCUUUGCGUUUCCCCCUUUCAACCUGAUCUCUCGGACGCUGGCAUACUUGUCCGGACAAGAAUGCACGUUGGUGGUGAUAGUUCCCCUAUGGCAGACUCAGCCUUGGUUUCCACGUCUUUUGGAGAUGGCGGCGGAGUGCCCACGGAUGAUCAGGAUGCGAUCAGAGGUGCUUUUGGAUCCGGAUGGGAACUCGCACGACUUAGUGGACCAGAACCUGCUCCAGCUCACGGCUUGGUUGAUUUCCAGGGACCCUGGUGUGUCUCGGACGUUCCGCAGGCUACUACAAGACUCCUGGAGAAUGCCUGGGCACUGGGGACCAGAACAGCUUACAAGGCUGCAUGGCGUGUGUGGUCUGGCUGGUGCGUGGGCAGACUGCUGUAUCCCCUUUCUGCCCCUCUGAAGGAGGUGCUCAGUUUUCUGACCACGCGUUUUGAAUCUGGUUUGGCCUAUCGCACUAUCAAUGUUUAUAGAUUGGCCAUUUCAGCCGGACAUAUAGGUAUUGACGGAUCACCGAUUGGACAACAUCUUUUUGUGUGCCGUUUGUUGAAGGGUAUUCGUUACUCUAGACCUCCGAAAUCCAGAUAUUCAUCGUUUUGGGAUGUUAACGUGGUGCUGGACUUCUAGGAAUCAUGGCUUCCUAAUGAGGACCUGUCACUGAAGCAAUUAUCCUGGAAAUUGGUUAUGCUCCUGUGUCUCCUUUCAUGCAAAAGGGUUUCAGAUGUCAGGGCUUUGGACUGGAACGCGUUAUCCUUCACCCCCGAGGGAGUGUCGUUUAACAUCUCUAGGAGGACGAAGACGUCUUCUUAGUCAGUGACCUACCCUAGGUGUUCAGUCCGACCUGCUCUGUGUCCGGUAACUUGCCUACAAGUGUACUUGGAUCGCACUCACCUAUUGAGGUCAUCGGAUUUAUCCCAAUUGUUUAUUUCAUUUAAGAAACCGUUUCUCCCGAUCUCCUCGACUACGUUAGCUCGUUGGAUUAAGAACCUUCUAUCCGCUGCAGGAAUUGACACUUCAAUAUUUUCGGCCCAUUCGGUCAGAGGCGCCAUGGCGUCUAAGGCCUCCACGAUGGGAUGUCAUAUGGAUGAUAUCCUGAAGGCAGCGGAUUGGUCUAGAGAAUCUACGUUCCGCGAUUUUUAUUUCCGCCUGAUUGACCAUGUUUCCUCGUUAGUUAUGGCUCAGCUUUAAACUAGCAUAAUAGGAGCCUCCGUGUCAUUAAUAAAAUUCCCAGAUUUUACUAAUAACAUGACGUAAAGUCAUGAUUUUAUUAAUGACACGGAGGCGAGUAUUAUUCCCACCCUCCCACCCAGUGGGUAUGGUUUGGGUCUAUACUUAUGGUUCAAUCGGGUGGGGGCUCUUUUACCUCAAGGUAAGUGUUCACAGUUUUCUCUGACUUAUUUGGAUCUAUGUACUUAUGUGGUUCCGAUUUGACGUUUUUUAGUCCUGCAGGCCAGAUUGUCAUGAAAUGUUACAUGCAGGUCCGGAGUUUGGAUUUUACCUACCUUUUCUCUGUUUUACAGCUUGAUUUCGUUAAGAUGACGUCUACCUUGUUGGAGAUUGUUCUUUCCUGAUGUGGAAGUUUGGUGUGGGUCUUCGGUUCAGAAGGCAAAGAAGAGGAAGUGGAAGUACUAAGCAAGGCAUUUAUGGACUGUUCCUACUAAGCUGAUUGGCUGCCCUGUUACUAGGCAGAUCUGGUUGUACCUGUUAUUAUUAUUAUUGCGUAUCUACAUUUUUUCUCUUUCAGUUUUAUAUUUCUCUUUGCUGCUGAGGAAUAAAGUAAGAAAGAGAUAGCAUAAUACUCGCCUCCGUGUCAUUAAUAAAAUCAUGACUUUACGUCAUGUUAUUAGUAAAAUCUGGGAAUUGUAACUGUCUCUGGAACUCCAUUUGUUCCUGUGUUUCACCCGAAUCCCCCUGUUUGGGAACCGAACCGCCAUCCAUUCGGUACUCUGCCAUGAGUUCGGUAACAAGUACCGCUUUCUUCUUGUUGCUGGCUUGAAUACCCCUUGCCUCUAGGAGGUCCUUUAAUGUGGAGCGUUUUAGUGUAGCAAAAUCAAUCUCCAUCCGUACUCCAUUUGUGCUUGUUCCUCUGUGAGUCUGGAUCCCACCGCUGACAACCAAUGUAGCGGAGAUACAAUAUUCCACAGAUUAUCUCCGCUUAAGAUCCCAGUGAGGCUCAGGAACAAGUAAUUAUAAAUCCACAAGGCAAGGUUUCCAGCAGGUAAAAUAAUCCAACAGUAUCCCAACAGCAAUCCCAAUAACUGGACGACACACAGCAUCAGGAGCAGAACUGAAAACCUUUAUUCCACAGUGGCCUUAUAAAGCAUGCUCCCAUGCAAGGGAGGGACUUUCAUCAAUUAUUACAGUACCCAAUCUGACAAUAGUAACCUCCCACCCAUCUCCUCCCCUCACCCUGACUCAUAAUCCCCUUAUACUGUACACAAAUUCCCCCAGUUUCUGGAAGUACCCCUAAACCUAGGGGUACCCCUUUAAAUGGCACAUCCCCAGGUAGCCCUGAUCUGGGUGAGCAACAUAUCCAAAAAUCACCAAGAUCGGACCAGGGGUUCGGGAAAUUUAUGGAAGUACUAAAAAGACCGACCGCGCUGGAGAGAACAGCCGAAUUGGGUUCCAUGCGAUGGGGCCCUGCGGUCGGUCCCAGUAUAAGGGAAUAAAUUACACGAAAGGCUAAGGCUACAGAGAUCAGGUAGGGUUCGCAUGAAUCCCCUCGUUCGGUUGUUUCUGUCUACUGAACGAGGGGCCAUUCGGUAGUUUGGAACCAAACAGACCAGGCUUGUGGAGGUCUCAGCGGUGUUCGCCUAGUCGAGUCUCCGAAACAGCAAAACACCGCUGUUCGGGAUUUUUAAAAUGGCCCCCACCACGUGUUCGUUUCCCGAAUGGCGGCCACCCCGCAAACAAAGGACCUACUGCAUAGCUUGUUAAUUGAAGGCACACUUCACACAGUGGAGGUCUGAUUGUUCGGUAGUUUCAUUCCCUUAGUUUAUUCGAAUGAUUCUACCGAACAAUCAGAUGAAUACACUUUAUUUAAACACAUAUAAAACCAGCAGUUUACACAAAUGCAGUUAUACACAUGUAAUUUUCAGGACAGCCCAGUGCCAUCCGCUACACUGUUUAUAGUGGAUUCAGAUUGUAUGUUUGUGUAGUGGACAGAGUGUGUGUGUAUAUUGUAUCUAUUGUGUGUAUAGCAGAGUGUGUGUUUGUGUACUGGAUGUAGUAUGUGAAUAGUGAAUGUAGUGUGUGUGUAUAGUUAAUGCAGAGUGUGUGUAUCGUGGAUGUAGUGUGUGUGUAGUGGAUGAUGUGUGUAGUGAAUGUAGUGUGUGUUUGUGUAGUGGAUGCUGUGUGUGUAGUGGAUGAUGUGUGUAGUGAAUGCAGUGUGUGUUUGUGUAGUGGAUGCUGUGUGUGUGUGUAGUGGAUGAUGUGUGUAGUGGAUGCAGUUUGUGUGUUUAUGUAGUGGAUGAUGUGUGUGUGGUUGUGUAGUGGAUGCAGUUUGUGUGUUUAUGUGGUGGAUGAUGUGUGCGUGGUUUUGUAGUGGAUGAUGUGUAUGAUUGUGUAGUGGAUGCAGUAGGUGUGGUUGUUUAGUGGAUGAUGUGUGUGGUUGUGUAGUGGAUGCAGUGUGUUUAUUUGUGUAGUGGAUGAUGUGUGUGGUUGUGUAGUGGAUGAUGUGUGUGUAUUUGUGUAGAGAAUGAUGUGUGUGGUUGUGUAGUGGAUGCAGUGUGUGUAUUUGUGUAGUGGAUGAUGUGUAUGGUUGUGUAGUGGAUGCAGUGUGUGUAUUUGUGUAGUGUAUGGUGUGUAUGGUUGUGUAGUGGAUGCAGUGUGUGUAUUUGUGUAGUGGAUGAUGUGUAUGGUUGUGUAGUGGGUGCAGUUUGUGUGUUUAUGUAGUGGAUGGAAUGAUGUGUGUGGUUGUGUAGUGGAUGCAGUGUGUAUAUUUGUGUAGUGGAUGAUGUGUGUGGUUGUGUAGUGGAUGCAGUUUGUGUGUUUAUGUGGUGGAUGAUCUGUGUGGUUGUGUAGUGGAUGCAGUGUGUGUAUUUGUGUAGUGGAUGCAGUGUGUGUAUUUGUGUAGUGUAUGGUGUGUAUGGUUGUGUAGUGGAUGCAGUGUGUGUAUUUGUGUAGUGGAUGAUGUGUAUGGUUGUGUAGUGGGUGCAGUUUGUGUGUUUAUGUAGUGGAUGGGAUGAUGUGUGUGGUUGUGUAGUGGAUGCAGUGUGUAUAUUUGUGUAGUGGAUGAUCUGUGUGGUUGUGUAGUGGAUGCAGUGUGUGUAUUUGUGUAGUGGAUGAUGUGUGUGGUUGUGUAGUGGAUGAUGUGUGUGUGGUUGUGUAGUGGAUGCAGUGUGUGUAUUUGUGUAGUGGUUGAUGUGUAUGGUUGUGUAGUGGAUGCAGUGUGUGUAUUUGUGUAGUGGAUGCUGUGUUUGUAUUUGUGUAGUGGAUGAUGUGUAUGGUUGUGUAGUGGAUGCAGUGUGUGUAUUUGUGUAGUGGAUGAUGUGUAUGGUUGUGUAGUAGAUGCAGUUUGUGUGUUUAUGUAGUGGAUGUUGUGUAUGGUUGUGUAGUGGAUGCAGUUUGUGUGUUUAUGUAGUGGAUGAUGUGUGUGGUUGUGUACUGGAUGCAGUGUUUAUAUUUGUGUAGUGGAUGAUGUGUGCGGUUGUGUCGUGGAUGCAGUGUGUGUUUAUGUGAUGGAUGAUGUGUAUGGUUGUGUAGUAGAUGCAGUUUGUGUUUUUAUGUAGUGGAUGUUGUGUAUGGUUGUGUAGUGGAUGCAGUUUGUGUGUUUAUGUAGUGGAUGAUGUGUGUGGUUGUGUACUGGAUGCAGUGUUUAUAUUUGUGUAGUGGAUGAUGUGUGCGGUUGUGUCGUGGAUGCAGUGUGUGUUUAUGUGAUGGAUGAUGUGUAUGGUUGUGUAGUGGAUACAGUUUGUGUGUUUAUGUGGUGGAUGAUCUGUGUGGUUGUGUAGUGGAUGCAGUGUGUCUAUUUGUGUAGUGUGCAUGUGUGGUUGUGUAGUGGAUGAUGUGUAUGGUUGUGUAGUGGAUGCAGUGUGUGUAUUUGUGUAGUGGAUGAUGUGUGUGGUUGUGUAGUGGAUGAUGUGUAUGGUUGUGUAGUGGAUGAUGUGUAUGGUUGUGUAGUGGAUGCAGUGUGUGUAUUUGCGUAGUGGAUGAUGUGUGUGGUUGUGUAGUGGAUGCGGUGUGUGUAUUUGUGUAGUGGAUGAUGUGUGUGGUUGUGUAGUGGAUGAUGUGUAUGGUUAUGUGGUGGAUGAUGUGUGUGGUUGUGUAGUGGAUGAUGUGUAUGGUUGUGUAGUGGAUGCAGUUAGUGUGUUUAUGUGGUGGAUGAUGUGAAUGGUUGUGUAGUGGAUGAUGUGUAUGGUUGUGUAGUGGAUGAUGUGUGUGGUUGUGUAGUGGAUGCAGUUUGUCUGUUUGAUGAUGUAUGUGUGUGGUGGAUGUGUGACAAAUGCUGCUGGGAGGUAUUUUUUUAUGUCGAUUUUUUAUAAUUAAAAAAAAAAAAAAAAAAGUAUUCCCCUCUCCCUGCCUCUUACCUGUAGCCAGGGAGGGGGGCCAGCAAGGAGGAGCCCAGCUCCUGCAGCCAGUGCUCUAUUUAUGACGCGAGCCCAGCAUGCAUUGCGUGCCGCGGAGCGUUGUCAUGACAACCCACGGCAACGCUUUACUGCUGUGGCUCGCGAGAGUGCUGGAGGGGAAUUAUAUAAAUCAAGACACAUAAAUGAAUUUAUUUUGAAUUACUUUAUCUAAGCUGGACAUAUUAUGCACACGCUAUUAUUGCCAAAACUGUGGAAAAAAAUGUUUUUUUUCCCAUUUUGUAGCAUUUUUUUUAUAAUUAAUGAGAAUUUAUCUAUGUAUAUGUGACGUAAAAUGAAAGCCCUGUUUGCCCUCUGAAAACAGUAUAUGUGUUGUUGCAAUAAAUGACAGAGAUGCAAACUGCAUUUGAACACAAACAGCAAAAAAUGCAAAAAUGACUUGUGUCCUUAAGGGUAAGACAAGCUUCAAAAGCUGUAUCCUUAAAGGACCACUAUAGUGCCAGGAAAACAUACUCGUUUUCCUGGCACUAUAGUGCCCUGAGGGUGCUAACACCCUCAGGGUCCCACUCCCGCCCGGCUCUGGAAGGGGGAAAGGGGGUAAAACUUACCUUUUUCCAGCGCUGGGCAGAGAGCUCUCCACCUCCGAUCCUCCUCUUCUCCUCCCCGUCGGCUGAAUGCUUUCCUAUGGACGCUGGCAUGCUCUCACUGUGAAAAUCACAGUGAGAAGCACGCAAGCGCCUCUAGUGGCUGUCAAUGAGACAGCCACUAGAGGGAAUUGGGGAAGGCUUAACCCAUUCAUAAACAUAGCAGUUUCUCUGAAACUGCUAUGUUUAUGAAAAAAUGGGUUAACCCUAGCUGGACCUGGCACCCAGACCACUUCAUUAAGCUGAAGUGGUCUGGGUGCCUAGAGUGGUCCUUUAAGGGGUUAAAAUAAGAAAAACUACCACAACAAGGGGGCAUUGUCUUAAAUUAAAAGGGGCAAAUGUUUAAAAAUAAUAUCAGGAAGUAUUACUUUACUGAGUGGGUAGUGGAUGCAUGUAAUAGCCUUCCAGCUGCAGUGGUAGAGGUUAACACAGUGAGGGAGUUUAAGCAUGCGUGGGAUAGGCAUAAGGCUAUCCUAACAAUAAGAUAAGGCCAGGGACCUAAUGAAAGUAUUUAGAAAAUUGGGCAGACUAGAUGGGCCGAAUGGUCUUUAUCUGCCGUCACAUUCUGUUUCUAUUUUAUAUAUAGGAGUUAUUGUUGCACUUCUAUUCUUUACAUUCUCAUUGUGAAACUGCACUAAUCCAAAUAUCUUGGAUUACGUGAAUAUUUUAUAUAUAUCGAUUUUACAAGGCAAAAACUAACCGUUGUUUUCCUUUAAUUGCUAUACACACACAACCUAAAACGAAAAUUUUACCACCCUCAUUUUAGUUCUUGGGCUAUAGUGUGUGGGGAUUGGCAAUAGGGGGCUGUAGUACAUGAAGGGUAAAUUGGAACAGUUGUGUGGGGGAAUAUAUAUUUUUUAAUAAAUCACGAAAAUGUAUUGCUAAAAGAUUAUAUCUGGUGGUCUUCUAUCUGAUGCGCGCCUUUUGAAGGUGCAAUCUACGAUGACCGCUCCCUCGGCCGAUACUUGGUUAUGAAAGAAAGCUACUCUCAAGCAACCUCUCUGUAAUUGGACAGUGAUUAAAUCAAUUACAGGUUGUUGUUUGUUGUUUGCACCUCACCAACACCUGUUUGUUACAUACACGGGAUAAGCAUCCAUAAUAUUUAUAAUCCUAGGAACUAGCAUUACAUAUUAGAUCACGGUCGUAUGCUUAGAAACCAAUAAUCCAACUUUAUCCAUAAAAUUUAAAUGAUGCGGCCAUUUUUCCGGAAAUCACAUCUCGUUCAACUAUGUAUUGUCUCAAAUGAUGCUUGUGCGCAUGACGACGCUGGUCGCAUUCGUGAUUACUGAGCAGACAUUGGUUGGUUGUCUAGGAGAAAAUUGACCGAGGCGGAAACGAACGUUGAGACCACUCAGUUCAAGAUUUCUACACAACGAUAUGAUUACAGUCGUAUUUAUUUUGAAGGAAAAACCAAUUUAAUAUUUUCAAGAUUAUCAGUAACGUAAUUUUUUUUCCCCGUGUGCGCCACAGAGGCCUCGCUGCCCUUCAUUUUCUAUUUGGUAUCGUACAGAGCGUGCACCGUUUUCACAGUAUCCCAUAUUGCGGCUCAUAAGCGUGACGUUUUUGGAUCUGUUCAGGUAUUGGUAAUUAUUCGACUUUUGUUUUAGCUAUUUUACUUUUAACAGGUCCGUUUCUGUUCUCGCAUCAAGGGCUUCGCCUUAUGCGCGCUUAUUUGUAAUACCUCCUGUGACUUUUUUUUUCUUGUUUGCUUUAACUUCCAAAGGCGCUUUAAAAAGUAGGACAAAAUGAAAAUCUUUAUCGGCAACGUGGAUGACCAGACUAACCAGGAUGAACUGAGCGCCUUGUUUGAAAAAUACGGACCCGUACUGAGCUGCGCCGUCAUGAAACAAUACGCCUUCGUUCACAUGCGUGGGAAGGACGGCGCUCUGAAAGCUAUAGAAGAACUAAACGGACUUGAGCUUCACGGCAAGAAGAUGGUGGUAGAGCUAUCCAAACCCAGGCCCCAAAACACAUGGAAGAUAUUCGUGGGCAACGUUAGCUCGGGCUGCGACAUCACUGAACUGCGCAAAAUGUUCGAAGCCUACGGGAGGGUGGUGGAGUGCGACGUGGUGAAAGGUAAUGAGUGAGUGCAGUUGCUUCUGGACACCCUGAUUAAAUGUGGGAGUAGCCGCCAUUCGGGCACCUUUGUAAAAUGUUUCGUCUGGAAAGGCUAAUGAACCCUAAGGUUUUGGAGAGGUUUGCGUCAAAGCGCAAAAUGUACUUCAGCAAAUGGCGGUUCGUGCCUGUUAUCAUGGUUUCAAAAUGGCUGAGUGGUGAAGUGAAUCUUGAGUGGUUUUGUAUGAUUGAAACGGUUUAAUUAGAUCUUACCACAAUUUAAUUUGCGUAAUCAUUCUGGGUUCAGUUAAAAACAUUUUUUUUUUUACAAUUUUUUUUUUUUUUUUUUUUUUUUUUAAAUUUUAUUAAAAUUGUGAAUCAGCCAUAUGGUUAUGCAAAGGUUUUCACUACUGUUUUGUUUUUUUUUUUUUUUUUUUUACACUUUACAGCAGGGGUUCCCAAUUAAUUUGUCCCUUGGAACCCCUUGACAUCAUGUAUCAACAUUGUGGACCCCCGACAAAAAUAAAAAAACUGCACAGUUUUUUGUGUGUGUAUGAAUCUGACACACUGAUAUACACAUAGAUACACACCUUGACACACACUGUGUAUCUGUGUGUCAGGUGUGAUUUUUAAAGUGUGUGUUUGUGCCGGUGUGUCAAGGUCUGUAUAUCUGUGUUUGUAUGCGCCAGUGUCUGUAUCUGACACAUAGUGACACACAGAUACACACUGACACACACAUCUUGACUCACAAACAUACACAGUGACAUAUACACACUUGCACCUACAGAAGCACAUACAAACACACUAGCACAUAUACACUAACCUACACACUCAGACACACAUACUCCUUUUACAGACACAUACAUACACUCUCAAACUCUCACUGACAAGCACACAUUCACUCACACAUACUCUUUGACAGACACAUACAAUUUUUUACAUUCUACUCCACCCAGCCCCUCUACCUUUAGGAGUGCUGGCAUAGAGUCCCUGUGGGGCUGCUGGGGUGCAGGCGGCAAGUGAGCCAUGAUCUCCCUGCUCAGCUCCCUCGCGCGCCUCUUAGUGACGUCAUAUUUCGGCUUCAGCAUCACUGCUGUGGGCUCGAGGGAGAUUACUGCUCCCUCGCCGCCCGCAGCCAUUUUGUUUUAUAAACUUUUGUUGGAACACCAAUUAGGAAACGCUGCUUUACAGACUUAUUCAUGACUUAUUUAAAUAGUUAAUUGCUCUGUAACAUUUAUGGCAAGCCUUUACACCAAUAUAUUGAGCAUAAGUGGUGGUUAUGUAAUUCGUAACAAUAUUUUGCGUUAUGGAACUUAAUAUUUCUGUUUAACACAUGAUGAUGGGCCUUCUCUUGGUGUUGUAUAACAAGAUGUGGUGUUUGACAUAUCUACCUUGUACUAAAACAGGUUUCUCUCUUUUGUCCCCUGUUCCGUGUGCUACCUUAUUAGACUUUGCGUUUGUUCAUAUGGAGAGAGAAAGUGAUGCUAGGGAGGCCAUCAAGGAUCUAAAUGGGAAGAAUAUAAAAGGCAAGAGGAUUAAUGUGGAACUCUCUAAUAAAUGUCAGAAGCCUUCAAGCUCUAAUGGUAGUUCUCAUAGCUCACGAUCACGGAGGCCACAUGAUCUUCAUGAACCACUGACAAAUCAUGUUGAUGUUUAUGACCGCCGGAGAGCCACUGAAGCCGCCUAUGCCUCAUAUGCACUAAGGUCACCACAUGAGCGUUAUAUGGACACUGUUCGCUAUAAUUCCUAUGAAAGCCAUCCACGCCCUCCUUCCCCUCUUUACUAUUCACGGGAUAGGAGCCCUAUACGAAGGUCACCCCCCAGAUCAUCCUACUCCGCCGCAGAGGCAUCUGCUAUUCUAACAUCAAAGUACCGCCAGAGUUCUGCAGCAUUGGCCUCUGCCUAUGGUAGUCAGUCUUCACUUUCUUCAGCUUAUGGAACCCAUUCCUCAACGUAUGGGGCAGAUUUAGAUGCGUAUAGACCAAGGGGAUCCACACUGUCGAGUUACGGCACUCACGUAUCCUCUAUGGCGUCGUCCUUGGGCAAUCAGUCCUCAUCCAGUCCUUACGCUGCACAGUCAUCUUCUUCCCCUUAUGCGUCGUCCGCACUAGUCAACUCAUAUAGGCAGCAGCCAAAUUCUGCCUAUGAGUCCUCAAAAUUUGCUGGCCUUGGUCAACAGUCUGCAUACUCGACUGUGCCCCCAAUGAAGGCAGACCCACCAAUGUACGAGCGCACCCGCCUUUCUCCGCCACGAAGUUCUAUUACUGACAGGUAUGUCUACUAGCAUUUUAACAGAAUUUAUUACAGGAACAAACGCGAAAUGUUAAUGUGGGUGGUGGAGACAUGUAGGUCCGUAAAAAAUCUGUAUACCUUCUGAUUGGACAUGGUCUGCUGUGUUAGUAGUGUUUUCAAGUUAAGUAUUAAUUAUUUAUAUUACGAAAUGUUCAAAUUGUUGUCAUCCAACAGACAUUUUGGCAACAUUAUCCAUGAAAGCAAAGAAAUGGGAUGAUCAAAAUUAGUAUAUUUUUGUUGUACAUUCAUGGCUAGUAGAUCUAAAUAAGGUUCUGGGUUUUAUAUUCUGUUGUAAAACAUGCUGCAGUGUAAAUAAAUGCACACUCACAUGACAUCCAUGAAGGAUUCUGUAACCGAUGGUGUACUGGUUUUGCUGUUUUUUUAACGGAUUCUAUAGUAUAAGGAAUAGUGGCGUCCUUUAAUCACCCUCAUAUCACCGAAGUGGCCAUGGUGUAAAACAUUUGAAGGAAAACUGUAAACAAUCUAAAAACCUCAUCUUAUUGAAGUUGUUAUAGAGCCUCAUGUUUUCCCCCUUCUGUCCUUAACGAUAAGUGUUUUUACUAGUUUGAAGGCUUGAAAACCUGUUUCAAGCCCUCCUUAAUUGAAGAACUUGGACUAGUACUUCCUGGCCCUCAUACCCAGUCAUACCGUGAAGUGUCUCACAGCUUGUCCUAGAGAAUCAUUGCAUUCAAUUAUUCUCUAUGACAAGAAUUUGGCUGAUCGCUGCAAGUGCCCUCAUGCUUCUGCAUGAGCAAUUUUGGUUUGGAUCGUUCUGAUCCAAAGAUGUGUGUGUGUGUGUGUGUUUUUUUUUUUUUUUUUUUUUUUUUACCCUUAAAGUGAGGCAACUGUCUCAUUCAAAGUUAUGCAUAUCCCUUUAAGCUGUACUGGCUCUGGUACUUGGUGUCUAUUUUAAUAUCUUUUUGUCCAGCUAACAAUCAAGCUUUAGUCCACUUGAUUUAAAAUGGUAAUUAUUGGCCUUUCAACACACAUUUCAUGUACCACACAUUUGACAUCUUUAGUUUUUAGGAAGAAUCUUAAUGAUUUAAAAGUAUCUGCUGUCAAUAUCUGAACAUGUUAAAGUAUUUUUAUGGCUUUAGCAUGGUCACAUUUACAUAAAUGCUAUUUAUGGUUUUGAUUGGGUUACAUGCUUAGAGUUUUUUUUUUGUUUUUUCAUUAUUUACUUAUGUUUUAUAAGGCCCAUUAAAGUGUUUUUUGUUUGUCUUUUUUUCCUUGUUUCGACCGCAGGAUUUCUUCCGAUCGGCAUUAUUCUGCACUAUCUGAUUACCGUCAUUUAGCAGAUUCACAGGCUAUCUACCGUCGUUCCCCUCCCAAGUCUCAGGUGGACUAUCGUCGAUCACUGGAUUCCCUUUCCGAUUACACUUUUGGUGAUUACUUAAGACCAGCACCACUUUCAUCUAGCUACCAGCGCCGUUUGUAA
Molecule: messenger RNA, 34810 nt
Organism: Pelobates cultripes (western spadefoot toad)
Lineage: Eukaryota; Metazoa; Chordata; Amphibia; Anura; Pelobatidae
Source: the annotation of a GenBank genome assembly